AUGGAGAAAGUCAACGGAGAUGAUAGAAUCAGCACCUUGCCCAGCGACAUUCUGGUCAACAUUCUUGACCGACUCGAUGUCCGUGAAGCUGCGAGAAUCAGCACCCUUUCCAGACGGUGGAGUCAGCUCUCUUGCAAGCUCCCUCGACUUAUCAUAAAGCCUCAGCCUGAUGGUGACUUGGUUCGGGUCAAUGCAGCUGCUGUUGAAGCGACAAAGAGCUUACUGACCCGCAGAUGUCCAGGGGAAGACACCAUCCGCCUCCUGUCUACCACCUUCUACUUGAGAGGUGAUGUCCCCGUAUCCAUUGGACAUGCUGUUGGCAGCGCCAUGGCGACACACAAGAUUGAGAACGCCGAAUUCACAGUUUUGACAGUCAAGAAACGCCGACAGUGCACUCUUGAUGAUGUGUUGAACUACGGCGCACAGUUUGUGUCAUUUUUUAACGAGUGUCUGAAUGCAUUUACUGGUUUGACGCGCCUCUACAUGGAGAAUUUGAGAUUUGUUGAAUCUGACUUCGUCUCCAACAUCUUCGUCACUUGCAAGCGAUUAAACUACUUAGGUUUUCUCAAUUGCGACACAGAGAAGCAUUUAACUCUCCAGGUUGAACACGCUCAACUCACUGAGCUCAGUAUGCUCAACUGCCGUUUUUACAAAGUCGAACUCAAGUGGCUCCCAAGACUCACCCGGACAACGUUCACAUGUUGGAUGGCUUUCGAAGAACUACCACUGUCAUUUGGUCAUGUCCCACUGCUCGAGUUUUUGAAUCUCACAAAUAUUGGUCUUAGUCGGCACAAAAUGGUCAUGUUAAGUACAUUACUUUGUGAGACACACAUACAAGAACUGUGGUUGGGGUUUAAAUGCGAAAAGAUUUGGGUUCAACCAGAGUACCUGAGCAAAAGGCUGGCAUCUGCGUUCUGCAGACUAAGGAUUGUCAGUCUAGUUUGCAUUCCUGAAGGGUCUGAUCUCAAGUGGACAAAUUUCAUUCUGGAAGCUGCGCCAUCACUUGAAGAGUUGUACAUGUCGGUAAUUGAUCAUCCGUGUGAAAUGAUAAUUGAUCCGAAAAGGAGGAUGGAACUCUUGCUUAGCGAGAACAAGUGCGUCGAGUGGGAAUCACCUAGACCACAUUUCAAGCACCGCCGCCUUGCCAAGCUGGUCAUCUUUUGCUUUGUAAAUUACAUGGUGAGUUAUGUCACGCGUGUCAUGAAAGCAGCGGUAAAUCUGAAGGAUGUGUACCUGUAUGAUAGACUGGCAUGUAGCAAGUGCAAACACAUGGCCGUUUUUAAGCCUGGUAGGCUUCCACGGGCAAAGAAGAAGUUGGAAGCGAUGAAGAAGCUGUUGGCCCAGGGCAUCGAGUCAGCUCCCAGAAUUCACUUGCAGACCCAUUCUGAAAUGGAGGCUGACCAUGCUGAAAGGGUUAAAGGCUACUUAUGUUCAUGAAGAUAGCUGAAGGCUUUCAGGAAGUUCAUGUAAUAAAGGUCGGUUGGACUAACUCUAUGACUUGUCUGGCUCUUGUUUGAUCUGCUUUUCUUUACUCAGAAGUCAGAACCACUUGUAAGUAGAAAAUUAAGAAUUACUCAAUCCUGUUGUACCGUAAGUAAAUUU
Triticum dicoccoides is the source of this 1602-nucleotide messenger RNA. RefSeq lists its product as uncharacterized. The transcript has 4 exons. The record is from RefSeq and is a predicted model, not a curated record. Bases 1 to 1437 code for a protein of 478 amino acids. Lineage: Eukaryota; Viridiplantae; Streptophyta; Magnoliopsida; Poales; Poaceae. Gene Ontology annotation, molecular function: protein binding.